Messenger RNA from Cryphonectria parasitica EP155, 1488 nucleotides. RefSeq names its product cytochrome P450. NCBI's taxonomy places the organism in Eukaryota, Fungi, Ascomycota, Sordariomycetes, Diaporthales, Cryphonectriaceae. The coding region runs from base 1 to 1488 and encodes 495 amino acids. The record is from RefSeq and is a predicted model, not a curated record. The transcript has 8 exons. Gene Ontology annotation, molecular function: iron ion binding; oxidoreductase activity, acting on paired donors, with incorporation or reduction of molecular oxygen; heme binding.
AUGGCCUUUGUGGUCCAAGUUGGCAUUUUCCUGGCCGUCUAUGUGCUUGCUGGAAUUGCCUGGAGAUUAUGGUUUCAUCGACUCUGCCAAGUUCCUGGUCCUCGUCUGGCUGCCAUCACGGGUUGGUACGAGUUCUACCAAGAUGUCAUUCUUGAUGGCAACUAUGUCAAAGAAUAUCCAAAGCUUCAUGAGAAGUAUGGUCCUGUUGUGAGAAUUGCACCGAAUCACGUCCAUGUCAAGGACAUGACGUACUAUCAAGAAGUAUACGGAAAUGGAACAAAAUAUCUCAAGGAUCCUGGGUUCUACGAGACUUUUGGUGUGAAGCACUCGUUACUCAUGUUUACCAAUCCUGCAGAACAUAAGGAACGAUAUGACAUUAUCAAAAGUAUUUUUGCUAAACAGAAAAUUGAGAAAUUGGCGCCAUUUGUCUCUGAGAUUGUCGAAAAGGGUCUACGGAGAGCCCAGGAGUCUUUGCAGAAGGGUACACCUUGGGAUAUUCAACAGGCCUACCGCUGCGUCACGGUCGAUACAAUUACUCGAGUUCUCUUCAACAAGAGCAUGAACCUGAUCGAGUCCGACGACGCGACGCCGCCCUUCCUGGAGAGUAUGGACACCUUCUCCGACAGGGUCCAAACUAUGAAGCACUUGCCUGUCCUCAAUCGCAUUGCCUUGAAAUUGCCCCUGAGUUGGGCAAACAUUGUUGCCAAAGGUUAUGUUCAAUUUCGACUUGAUUGUGACAACUGGAUUCAGGAAGUGGCUGAUCGACACGAAUUAGGAGUCUACUGCGCUGAAGAUGGUCGGCAUACCAUUUUCGACCUCCUGCUACGGCCGAACGUGGCUAAGGGAUACAAAGUUCCUACCCAUGAGAGUUUGGUUGAUGAAGCUUUCAUCUUCUGCUUUGCCGGCACAGACACAACUAGCUAUGCUUUGAGCUGUUCUACAUAUUACCUUUUGACUCACGCAGAUAAGCUCAAGAGGCUUCGUGAAGAACUUGAUACCGUGCCGAGAAAUACCAAGGGAAUGCUGGAAUUCCAGAACGUCCGGAACCUGCCUUAUCUAACAGCCGUGAUCAAGGAAUCUCUCAGAGUGUCCACUCCCAUCCCCGGAAACCUGCCUCGAGUCGUCCCCAAAGGUGGCGCCUACGUGGGCGGCACAUUUAUCCCACCUAAGUCGAUCGUUUCUGUAUGCCCACGGUUGAUCCACUACAACGCCGAGAUUUAUAAAGACCCCAGAAGUUUCAUCCCCGAGAGAUGGCUGGGACCUGAAGCAGGUGCUCUGGAAAAAUGGCAUGUUCCAUUCUCAAAAGGUCCGCGGUCAUGUAUAGGGUUCAAUAUUGCAUAUCUUGAACUCUACACGUGUCUUUCCAAUUUCUUCGGCUUGAUGGACAUGGAACUAUACAAUACCGAUACGGAGACCAUGAAGUGGAGAGAUUACGGAACAUGUAGAAACGCCGAUCAUGUGAAGGUGGUAGUAAAGAAUGUGAAGUAG